CUCAAGGUGAUGAUCUUGCAGAUUCCUGACUUCACUUACAGAUAAGAAAGGAAAUAAGUAGUGCCAAGUAUCUGUAUUGCCAUUCAACACCUAUAUGAAUAUUGACAUGGAGGAGAAAGCAUUUAAAUGCCUGGAGUGUGGAAAGAGUUUUACUCGGAGACAUAAUCUGCAGCAACAUGAAAGGACUCACACUGGGGAGAAACCCUAUAAGUGUCUGGAGUGUGGACGGAGCUUCAGUCAUACUCUAAAUCUACAUAGACAUCAAAGGACUCACAGUGGGGGGAAACCCUAUAUAUGCCCGGAGUGUGGAAAGAGCUUCAGUAAGAAUGGAAAUCUACGUGUGCAUCAAAGGACUCACACUGGGGAGAAACCCUAUACAUGCCUGGAGUGUGGAAAGAGCUUCAGUCAGAAUGGAAAGCUGCGUGUGCAUCAAAGGACUCACACUGGGGAGAAACCCUAUGCAUGCCUGGAGUGUGGAAAGAGCUUCAGUGAGAAUGGAAAUCUACAUGUGCAUCAAAGGACUCACAUUGGGGAGAAACCCUAUAAAUGCCUGGAAUGUGGACAGAGCUUCAGUCAGAGUGGACAUCUACGUACACAUCAAAGGAGUCAUACUGGGGAGAAACCCUAUGUAUGCCUGGAGUGUGGACAGAGCUUCAUUACUAGUAUACAUCUACAUAGGCAUCAAAGGACUCACACUGGGGAGCAACCCUAUAAAUGUUUGGAAUGUGGACGGAGCUUCACUUGGAAUUUCAGUCUACAUUUGCAUCAAAGGACUCACACUGGGGAGAAACCCUAUAAAUGCCUGGAGUGUGGACAGAGCUUCACUUGCAAUUCCAGACUACGUUUGCAUCAAAGGACUCACACUGGGGAGAAACCCUAUAAAUGCCUGGAGUGUGGAAAAAGCUUCACUGAUAAUAGAAGUCUACAUAGACAUCAAAGGACUCACACUGGGGAGAAGCCUUAUACAUGCCUGGAGUGUGGACAGAGCUUCACUCGUAAUUCUGGUCUACGUUUGCAUCAAAAGACUCACACUGGAGUGAAACCCUAUAAAUGCCUAGAAUGUGGACAGAGCUUCACUUGUAAUUCAAGUCUAUAUGUGCAUCAAAGGAUUCAUACUGGGGAGAAACCUUAUAUGUGCCUGGAAUGUGGAAAGAGCUUCACUGAGAGUGGAAAUCUACGUUCGCAUCAAAGGAGUCACACUGGGGAGAAACUCUAUAAAUGCUUGGAGUGUGGACACAGCUUUUUUAAUAGUGGGAAUCUACGUGUGCAUCAAAGGACUCACACUGGGGAGAAACCCUAUGCAUGCGUGGAGUGUGGAAAGAGCUUCAGUAAUAAUUCAGAUCUACGUGUGCAUCAAAGGACUCACACUGGGGAGAAACCCUAUACAUGCCUAGAGUGUGGACAGAGCUUCACUCAGAAUGGAAAUCUACGAUCUCAUCAAAGGACCCACACUGGGGAGAAACCCUAUAAAUGCCUGGAGUGUGGACAGAGCUUCACUCAGAGUGGAAAUCUACGAUCACAUCAAAGGAUUCACGUAGGGGAGAAAUCCUAGAAAUGCAUGGAGUAUGUACUGAGCUUCACUCAUAAUUCAGAUCUACAUUUGCAUUAAAGGACUCACACUGGGGAGAAACCCUAUAAAUGCCUGGAAUGUGGAAAGAUCUUCACUGAUAAUUUAAGUCUACAAAGACACCAAAUAACUAACACUGGGAAGAAACCUUUAUACAUUCCUGGACUGGACAGAGCUUCACUUGGGUUGAAGUCUAUGUUCACAUCAAAGGAUUCACACUCUGAAAAAAGCUUAUACAUUACUGGAGUGAGGAAAAGGUUUCACUGAGAGUGGACUUCUACAUUCACAUCAAAUUACUUACAUUUGGGAGAAACCCUAAAAAUGUCUGGAGUGUGGACAAAGCUUCACUCGUAAUUCAAGUCUAUGUUCGCAUCAAAGGACACACACUGGGGAGAAACUCUAGAAAUGCAUGGAGUGUGGAAAGAGCUCUGAGAGUUCAAAUCUACAUAGACAUAGAACUCACAUUGGAAAGAACAGUGUUAUUUGACCCCAGAGAGACUCCCUAAAACAGAAUUUUGCAAACUUUUCACGUUAGUGACCGUACCCAGUUGGUGAAGCUGGGGGAUACCUGAUCGGACCCUGGCCUUUGACCUGUGGGGUCUCGCAAGAUUCUAUUCUUUCCCCCAUGCUUUUUAAUAUCUACAUGAAACCUCUGGGUGAGGUCAUCCGGAGUUUUGGAGUUCGUUGUCAUCUCUAUGCAGAUGACGCGCAACUCUACUACUCCUUUCGACCAAAAUCCAAGGAAGCCUCUUGGGUCCUGGACCAGUGCCUGGCCACUGUGAUAGGCUGGAUGAGGGCCAACAGGUUGAAACUGAAUCCUGAUGAGAGAGAGGUCCUCCAGGUCAGUCGCUCAGCCAAACGGGAUAUAGGAUGGCAACCUGUGUUUGACAAAGUUACACUCCCCUUGAAGACACAGAUCCGCAGUCUGGGGGUCCUUCUGGACUCAGCGCUGAACUUUGAUGCUCAGGUGUCGGCGGUGGCCGGGAGGGCCUUUGCACAGUUAAAACUUGUGUGCCAACUGCGACCGUACCUCGAGAAGUCUGACUUGACCAUGGUAGUCCACGCCUUAGUUACCUCAAGAUUGGACUACUGUAAUGCACUCUACGUAGUGCUGCCCUUGAAGACGGUUCGGAAACUACAGCUGGUGCAAAGGUCGGCAGCCAGAUUAAUAACUGGAGCAAGUUACAGGGAGCAGUCAACGCCCCUGUUUAAACAGCUCUACUGGAUGCCGAUAAGUUUCCGGUCCCAAUUCAAGGUGCGGGUUAUUACCUAUAAAGCUCUUAAUGUUUCAGGACCUGCCUAUCUGUAUGACCGCCUACGAACCCACACGAUCCUUAAGAUCUUCCGGGGAGGCUCUUCUCUCACUCCCGUCUCUGGAACUCCCUUCCCUAUCCACUUUCUGUAAGGAAUUAAAGACCUGGAUGUUU
Messenger RNA from Anolis sagrei ordinatus, 2994 nucleotides. The record is from RefSeq and is a predicted model, not a curated record. NCBI's taxonomy places the organism in Eukaryota, Metazoa, Chordata, Lepidosauria, Squamata, Anolidae.